Molecule: messenger RNA, 721 nt
Organism: Cucurbita maxima (winter squash)
Lineage: Eukaryota; Viridiplantae; Streptophyta; Magnoliopsida; Cucurbitales; Cucurbitaceae
Product: histone H2B.7-like
Exons: 1
Coding region: 72-500 (142 amino acids)
Biological process (GO): nucleosome assembly
Cellular component (GO): nucleosome
Molecular function (GO): protein heterodimerization activity; DNA binding; structural constituent of chromatin
Source: RefSeq, a predicted model, not a curated record
ACAGAACUCACUAUUUGCUAUCUUAAGAAGUCCGUCUCUCAGUAAUCUCCAAAUUCUUCAGUACCUUAGCAAUGGCGCCAAAGGCUGAGAAGAAGCCUGCCGAGAAGAAGCCAGCGGCGGAGGAGAAGAAGGCUGAGAAGGCUCCGGCGGAGAAGAAGCCGAGAGCCGAGAAGAAGCUUCCCAAAGACGCCUCUGACAAGAAGAAGAAGAAGGCUAAGAAGAGCAUCGAGACUUACAAGAUCUACAUCUUUAAGGUUCUCAAGCAAGUUCAUCCUGAUAUCGGAAUCUCCAGCAAGGCCAUGGGGAUUAUGAACAGUUUCAUCAACGACAUUUUUGAGAAACUCGCUCAGGAAUCCUCCAAACUCGCUCGCUACAACAAGAAGCCGACCAUCACCUCUCGGGAGAUCCAAACGGCCGUGCGCCUUGUUCUUCCUGGUGAGUUGGCCAAACACGCCGUCUCCGAGGGUACCAAGGCUGUUACCAAAUUUACUAGCUCUUAGACUGAUGAAUAUUAGGGUUUUCUCGUGUUAAAAGCGGCACGACUCUUCGAAAUUGUUAAGUGAACGAGAAUCGAUUUAUAUAACGUGAUUUCGUUUGUGACUUACUUGAUUCUGGCCACAUUGUUUAGAUUGUAUUCUGGAUCUCUAUAGACUUGACCUAAUUUGUACUUCGAGUUUGUAUUUUUGAGUUUGUACCAGACAUUUAAUCUCAUUGCAACUCA